CCACCUGGUGAAGAUGUAGUCUGUUUGGUCUCCAUGGAGAUGUCUCCAGUCUCAGUCUUUGCCCUGUUGCCAUGGUCACUGUGCUUGCUGUUCUUCCUGACUGCCGCCCGCCCCCAGACGACGAGCUCUGCCCCCACACGUGCAGCUUCCCCGAGGGCCAAUACGACGCUACUCUACGAGAGCGGCGCUGCGACGAGCCGCAGCCUGCGUAACUGCAGUUGCUCUGCCCCCGUCACGGACUGCGACGAAGUGCUGGCGAACUCUCUGUGCCGCUGCCACAGCGUGCCACGCUCCGCCAUGCCCCGCGCUGGGCUGCGGGAGGCGGGGCAGCUGGCGGUGUGGGUGAAGGAGCUCUGGGUCCUGGAGGAGCUGCUGAACGGCAGCUCGGUGGGCCACCUGCGCCUGUCGUUCUGCGGGAUCAAACCUGUGGACAGCCGGUACCUGGCUCUGCGGGGUCUGCAGACCCUCGGGAUCCACAGCGCCGUGCCGCUGGCUCCAUACCCUGACCAGGAAAUGACCGUCUCCCCCCCAGCGGGGGUCACAGCGGAGCUGGACGCCCUUUCCUUUGGCUCCUCCUCCUUCCUGCACAUGACCUUCGUGGACGUGGCCGUGCUGAACGGGCUGUCCGCCCUGAAGGCGUACAGCGUGGUAGGACCGCCUGCCCCCACCCUCUCCCAGCACUUCCCCCUGCUGCCCAUUUCCCCGCCCCCCUCUGAUGACCCGGCUGAGAUGGCUGCAGACCGCCUGCAGGACCUGCUGGUGACCUUCGUGUACUGAACCUCGACACCGAUAGCACUUUUUUGUGGGACGCGUUCCCUUCCUGCUGCUGCUCCUGUCCCGGAGAUGAAGUGCCCUUUGAUGCUCUGAUCCUGUAACGAGGUUUGGGAAUGUUUGCACUCUGAUUGGAUAAGAGGACAGCUGCGUGAAGCCACAGAGGUUUCACACGCAUGUACACACUCUGACCGUCCACUGUGGUACCGUGUAACGCACCGCAGUAGAAACUCAUAGCUUUAUUAAACAUCAUAGGUUAGGUUUGGGCUUCAUGUCAGGUUAACAGGAAUUCCCACUACCAGGACCUGCUGGAGUCUCAUGAGUCUAAACAUCUGCAGAUGCUUUACGGCUAACCUCUCAGUGUCCGUCAAGAUACUCUGACCUGUCACAGAUAAUGAAAAUUAGCCUUUUUAGCGUUUUACCAACAAAACCAAACAGUAAGCUGAGCCCAGCGAUGUUCUCAUAACUCACUGAUGUGCUGUUGGUGUUAGUGGUUCAUAAAGCCUUUCACUCACAGUUUAUAACGAGUGUCUCAUCAGGAAACUGAAGCUGGGGGAUGUUAAUGGUUUGGUGUGUGAGUGGCAUGUAAGUGAUCUGUAAAUCCUUAGUAACAGUGGGCGAGGAUGACUCCGUGGAAAAAUGUGUGAAACAGCUGGAAGGGGACGAGGUGCUAACAUGACUCAGCUGCAGGCGCUGUGAGCGGUGAUCUCUCCUGUCUCUGCGCUCACUUUUCUCCUCCAGUUCACAUUCAACCUGUCUGCGUUUCAUGAACUGAAGGUUCACGUCAGCGAUCAUCGACUGCAAGCCGUCUCACAGCCUUUAGACCUCGCUCAGACUUUAUGGACUGCAGCGUAACUGUUACCAAAAGCUGAGGUUCAUUCAGGUGCCGUACGGCGAUUAAACGACUGUAAUUGUGAAGUCAUUACUGGGCAGACAGUCUGCAGUCUGCAGGCUUCCUGAAUCUAUGAGACAAACAACACGAUUGUUCCCAGAGACAGAGGAGAUCCAGGCUCUGCCUCCAGCUGCCGGCUGGGUGUUAGCGCUCCGUCCUGCCCAGGUGCCCCGUCUCUUUCUCAGUUCUUAGACUUACAUGGGCGACAACUUACAGCAAAAACACAAAUCAGAAAAACAGCAGGGCUCCCUGCACACUUUUACUGAUGAACCACGCCAUCCUCAUCAUCACAGCAGGAAUAUCUUUAUAAAAUAGAUUUCGUAGCAGAUCUCGAGUAGGGUUGGGCGAUAUGUAAAAAUUUUCCAACCGACAAUCAUCAGUCCAAUAAUCGACGAUGGGCGAUAUAUUCACGCAUGCACAGACUUUUUGAUGGGCGGAGCAAUGUGAUCAUGCACGGAUUGAUUUGGGCAGAAGUACAAACGUGGACGAACUAAUAGGGCUGUCGGCAUUAACGCGGUCGUCACGAUUAAUGCGAUUAAACUUUUUUCAUGUACUCCACCCAUCUGGAGCGCAGAAAGAACAAACUUUGGACAAACUGCCUGAAAUGCAUUGACAGAGACAUUUCAGGGAUUUUGACUCAAUCUGUGUUCCAGAUGGGUUCAUUGUUAAUCGUGUUAGUCAUGAUGAUGGCGCGUUAACGCUGACAGCACUAAAAACAUAUAAAGUCGCCAAUUUGGGAUGAAAGAGGCAAACCUAAGGACGUAACCAAAGCGGUGUACCACUUGUGCAGACACAUAUUACGAGCAAAGUACUCAAACACGACUAACUUGCAUGAGCAUGCACGUGUCCACCGUCCGGCUGAGUAUGCUAGGCUAUCACCAGCUUCUGCAGCUCCAUCGAGCAUUUGUGCGCACUCUGAGGAGGGUGCAUGUGCUCGCAGAUGAAAGAGGCUGCUGUUAAAACAGGGCUAUUAUUUUUUUUCUGUUGACUGCUUCUAUUAGCUCCAUCAUUAUUAGCAAACGUACUCAUGGACAAAUAAAUAAAUACAUCGCUGAUGGGCUCAGCCGAUCGGCGAUACUCGAUAUAUUUGCCCAACCCUAAUCUCUAGAGACUUGCAGAACCUCUCAGAGGCUCACAGCUCCAGAGUUCAUACUUCAAAAGAGCCAACAAUAAACAAUAAACCCCAUACGAAACUUCUUCAGGUGCAUCCUGGGCAGCAGCUCAGCACUCAGUUUCAUUUGGCGAGAUAAUAAAUCAACAUUAAGACGGUCUGAGAAUGAAUUUCCACGACAAAGCGCUGAAGCCGCUCUCAGAUUUACGUCUUUACUUUAACUCCUCCAGUCUCAUUCCCAGAGCAUCAAAUGAUGAGUGCUGAGCGGUUUCAAACUCAAACCAACGUUCAGCAGUGCUGCGGAUAGAACGAGGGCGCGUUGGCUUCCUGCAGAUCUGCGUUACAUAACGGCCUCGUGGAAGAACAUUUGUGUGCCACAUGAUGAAAUCCUGUCGGUGCAGAUUAUGAAGAUGAAAACAAGACGUACUGGGGCAGCUGGCCGCAGUGAACGCUGUCCAGAGCGGGACGAGCGCGUCUGCCGCUCUGUCUUUGAAACAUGAAUCAUAUACACCGCUGUGUCGGUUUAAGAACGACGCCUCUGAAUGUAAACAUGUCCGACAGCAGCGGGGUCUACUGAGGCCAGAGAGCUCGGCAGGCACUGUGCCGCGUUUUCCCAGCUGCUCUGAUUGAGAGCAGAUGGCCUCAUAAAACAAGUUGUUUUGAAACAGGUUAAAAUGGACGCCGAAGAACACGAGUGCCAGCGUUAGGAUCCUCCGCUCUGCUGAGCUGGACGAGUGGGCGGGGCUGCGCAGCUGUUGCUCAGCAGAGCGCAAACAGAAUGUGUUUGUUUCACACUCGCUUUAAGGCCGAGGAGCUUACAUGCUCUCGCUGUCCUCCUGCUCGAGUCCUGAGAGGCUCUGUGAGACCUGCUCGCACAAACACCUCUGUGUGUCUGCAUGUGUGUGUGUGUUAAACCCAUGCAGUGAGGAUUCAGAGCAGAGAGUCAGAGUUCAGGUCCACGCCCACCACACGCUGGCCUCUAUCCUUAAUUACCUGGUGGGACUUUGCACGCUGCUCAGCGCCUCUGUGUGAGGAAAUGUUCCCGCAAACAGAAACUUUUGAAAUGUGCAUAGAGCACGGCUCACUUUUACAAACACCAACCUUUGAGUCCAAAAUGAUUUGCGUCAGAAAUGCUUUGAUUUGCUUCCAGGUUCUAAUUCUCAUUCACAGCAGGACAGCUACAAAGUGCACACACAUGGCCAGAGUCCAAGCUAGCACGUUCGACUUAAUCAAGGCCGGGUGGAGGGAUUAGCCCUUUUUCUUAAACUGGGUUUGAUCUCAUGCACAAACGUUUGAUGUGAACAGAGGGUUCAGUUUCCUGGAGUUUCUCUGUUCUGAAACAGUUCAGUUUUGGCUCUGCAGGUGUCGCUGUGCUGCAGCCACACGACAGAGGCUGUCAAGCAAAUCAGUGCAUGUUUGCUAAUGUCCUGGUAGUUCCUCACACUCUGGUGGUCAAAGACAGAACUGAAAGCUGCUCCUGAGUUAAACCAUAAGCUAUAAAGAUACAUUUAUCAUUUCUUAUACUGUAACAGUCCAUAUAAACCUUUGAUGGGCUGUUGCUGUUUGAAGCAGCCCCUAAAUGACCAAAACAAACGUUCUUCUUUAUUUUCUGGCUGUUUGCAGCCCUCUAGUGGUUGUACGUGGAACUUCAAUUGAAAGUGUAGACAUUUAAACCGCUAAUCCUUUUCCAGAAAAACGAACGUGCAGAUAAACACUGACGUUCAGGCUUGAUGUAAGUGCACAUUAUUCAUGACCUCUCCGCCAUAUUGGUUGGUUAAAUGCCUCAGCAGUGACCAAUGACUCGUGGUUAGCCGUCCUGACAGCAGACUCUGAUAAGCACCCAGAGUCUUGCAGACCUUUGGAUCUGGUCUCAUAUCAUUUGAGCAGCUUUUAUGACAUAAUUAUAGAUUAUGUGGUGUGAAGUCAGGGAGGGGUCAGGGCUGCACCCCUCCCUCCCUGGGUUUGGUUGCAUCAACAACCAAACCCAGUGACACACGGUCCGCUUGAGUUUCUCAACGUAACAUGAAAGAUGCUCAACCUGUGAGUGUCUGACUUCAUCAGAGGGUCUCUGCACUUGGUUUUCAUGCUUACAUCAUGCUUACAUUAUUUAUACUUAGCAUUUAUCAGACAGUCAGCGACUGCACGGAAACCUCUGAUUGCUAAGGAAAAAUGUGAAUUCUCCACCUGGUUGCUGGAAGCGGUCACAGGGAGGUUUAGUGCUUCUCCAUCCAGCUGGAGAAUCCUUGUUUUUCCGGGCCGACAUGUCCGGUCUCUAGGCCCGUCCAACAGCUGACGUCACCUGGUUAGUGGUGAAAACUUAAAUUUAAGAAGCACUGCUCAUGAGAAGAAAAUGUUUAAGAUCACUUUGAUUUGGAGGGGGCGGGGUUUAUAACUUUUACCCCAACCUGCCACCAGAGGGCGAUUGCCAUGCUGUCCAUCUUUAUAUACAGUCUGUGUUUUCAAGGUUACCCAGUCAGGAAUAAGGAGAACCGCUGGGUGAGUCCCUUCCUGAGCACAAACACUUGUAGUUAUGCAACAGGCAGAAGUCUGUCUGUGAACGCCAUCUGCUGUGGAAAACACAAACAGAGCAGCUCACAUUUCCAGCGUGCAGCGCUCUGACACACUGGGAUUUUUCCACAGCUCUUCCCAUCUGCUAAACUGGGCUGUAACACACCUCCAUAAUGGUUUUCAGGCAGUUCACAGAGGACUGGCACUGAAAGUCAAAGACUCUGGAACUUUCCACCACAAAAUGGGUGAAAAUGGGUGAAAAUGAGCUCAGCGGGUUUUUUGGGUUUGACGUCACUCCCUUGUCCUGUCUCCGUUUCCUCUCCUGGUCUCUGUUCCAGCACCUUAACUCUGCAUCAGGGAACGUGUUUUGCUUUCGGAUGAUUUGCACGUUUGUUGCAGGCUUCGUGAUGACUUGUGUGUUUAAGGAGCAGGUUGUGUAUUUGGAAACGGCUCGGCACCUUUGAUUUGUAUAUAAUUUGGAGUGAAUGUCAUAAACACGUCAUCAUGUGGAAGCUUUGUGUAGUCUGACAAUAAAGUUUGAAAAAGUGU
Neolamprologus brichardi is the source of this 5831-nucleotide messenger RNA. NCBI's taxonomy places the organism in Eukaryota, Metazoa, Chordata, Actinopteri, Cichliformes, Cichlidae. The record is from RefSeq and is a predicted model, not a curated record.